Messenger RNA from Lingula anatina, 3051 nucleotides. RefSeq names its product cyclin-dependent kinase-like 1. Gene Ontology annotation, molecular function: protein serine/threonine kinase activity; ATP binding. Gene Ontology annotation, biological process: protein phosphorylation. The record is from RefSeq and is a predicted model, not a curated record. Gene Ontology annotation, cellular component: nucleus. NCBI's taxonomy places the organism in Eukaryota, Metazoa, Brachiopoda, Lingulata, Lingulida, Lingulidae.
CAUAUAUGAUAAGUGAAAUUAGAAUAAAUUCUGAAAUAAUUAUGACGAACCGGAAAUGAGCUAGAAGGCAGGCGGAGGAUUACAUGUUCCCAGAGGAAUUCGUGAAGGCUGUGUGCAGAGGAGAACGCAAGACGAGACGAAAAUCGAAGACUUGCGGGACAGUCGUAUUUGUAUUUUACUUCACGAACAAGGAUGUCAUUACAUAGUUUAGACCCCCACUGAUCUCACUGUGUCUACAAAGGUACUCAGCUGUGGCACAUAUCACCAAACUUUACCACUCGGGCCAGUACCUGGUAGCCAUAUUGAACCAUAUAAACUCUGAACAUGACUAUGGAUAAAUACGAAAAAAUUGGAAAAAUAGGAGAAGGUUCCUAUGGAGUGGUGUUCAAAUGUAGGAACAAAGAAACAGGACAACUAGUUGCCAUCAAGAAAUUUGUAGAAUCUGAAGACGAUCCUUUGAUUAAAAAGAUAGCAAUGAGAGAGAUCAGAAUGUUAAAGCAAUUAAAACACCCAAACUUAGUCAACCUUUCAGAAGUAUUCAAAAGGAAGAAGAGGUUGCAUUUGGUGUUUGAAUAUGUGGAUCACACGGUGCUAAAUGAAUUAGACAGGAAUCCCAAAGGGGUGCCUGAACCACUGACGAAGAAAAUUAUACAUCAGACCCUCCUUGCUGUCAACUUUUGCCAUGCACAUAAUUGUAUACACAGAGAUGUGAAGCCAGAAAACAUUCUAAUCACCAAGCAAGGGGUUGUAAAGCUGUGUGACUUUGGGUUUGCUAGGCUACUCACAGGACCUGGAGAUGAGUACACAGACUAUGUAGCCACACGCUGGUACAGGGCUCCAGAACUGUUGGUGGGGGACACUGCAUAUGGACCUCCAGUGGACGUUUGGGCAAUUGGUUGUGUGUUUGCUGAGUUGAUCACUGGGCAAGCACUCUGGCCAGGGCGUUCUGAUGUGGAUCAGUUAUAUCUUAUCAGGAAAACAUUAGGUGACCUUCUUCCAAGACAUGUGGACAUAUUUUCAAACAAUCAGUUUUUUAAAGGGUUAACUAUUCCAGUGCCAGACAGAUUGGAGCCUCUCGAGGAAAAAUUUCCAAAUAUAAGCUCUAAGGCAAUGGAUUUCAUGCAACAAUGCUUUGCAAUGGAUCCAUCUCAACGUUCAACUUGUGAAGAAUUGCUAAGUCAUGCCUAUUUGGACGAUUAUCUUGGUGAUAGGAACACGAAUGAAGAGAACCACAAGCGACGCAAGCAGCAGGAAAGGAAGGACCAGAAGUCAAGGGCAGGGGUAGGGCUUUACAAAGUACCAGUCUUCAUGACUUACGAUGCUGGGAAUAGUAACUCAUUACCCCAGUUGACAGGUAACCACCCUGCACCUUCUACCUCACCUGUCCUCAAUACCAAGCAUGCACACCGUGAGCAAGGGGAGAAGAAGAACAAGUAUGGGGGAACGCACCUGCCAACCAUAUGACUGUUUGGCCAAGGGAUUUUUCGUCAUGACGGGAGCUUCUACAACAUCUAGAGACGAGGGAAUCCUGGGGGCCAUGUUUUCAUUGAACUGGGCGCAAUUGAGACCUGCGUGUUGUGUGGUGUGGACUAAUAAUUACUAAUUCUCUUGCCUGCUGCAUAGAUCACUUGUGCUGUGGCAAUCUGUGUUUGGGCACUGACCCUUGGUGGUCUGGAAUCACAAUUACAAUCUUUUUUUUUUCUUUUUAAAUCUAGAAUUCUGUAAUCAAGUUCUUUGAUUGGUUUUUGAGGAAUGGUGUAGAUAUAGUAAUUAUUAGUGUACAAUUUGUCAUAUCAGUUCAGUUGUUCUUGUGUGUUGAAUAUGUUAACGAAGCUUCAUAUCAUUUGUAACAGAACUUCGGAUUAAUUGAAUAUUUUGACUUAGAUAGUUUUUUAUGUUAUAAUUUUAUCUUUUUUUCACAAAAGUGUUUAUUCUCUUUUUGCAUGUAUGUGCCCAUCUUUUGUCAGAUUGCAUUCUAUUGGUGCCAUUGAUAAUUCUAACAGCCUUAUCUUUUAGAUAGUAAUGGUUGAUGUUGUUGACUUAAAAAUUUAACACAGAUUACUAACUUUCGGUCUAUUGCCCCAUGUGACCAUAAACAUGGCCAACACAAGCGUUGGUUGUUUUAAAAAGAAGGUCACAUAGAGACCUGUAUGUGUAGAAGAUGUUUGUAGAGACCUAGUCAGGACAGCCCCAGCAAACUGUUCUUUGAAGGAUAUCCCAGAGUAUAGUGAGGCACUAGAAAAGUUUUAAAAAUGCAUCCUCACUGUGCCCCGUUUCAUACUUUAUAAGACUUGAACUAAGGAAAGCCUUUGGCAGUUAUUCCCUGCCAAUGUUUUAAAGUAUGAAUUGAAUUUUACUUCAUGAAUUCCAUGAUAUAUACCAGUCAGUUCUGAGGACCAAAGUAUCUGAUUUAUAAAGUGCAAUACCACAGUAGCCAUCUGAAUUGUUAGUGAUCAUUGUUGCAUCUUUGUUAGGACUGCAUGUAUAUUUUUAGCACUUCAAUAUUGCUAUACUUUGCAUAUAUGUGUAAAUGAAAAAGUGAUUUAAGCACAGUUAACAGGUAAAAUCAGCUGAAUUUUCAUCUGUUUAGAAUUGAAAAAAAAAUUAAUUAAACAGAUAACUAGUGAAUAGUUUGAUUACUGCAGAAAGCAAGUCAUUAAUAGCCAAAUAUUUAAGUAAAAUCACUUAAGUCAUUUAUUAUGUUAAUAAUUUCUAGUUAUUGAAGGAUAGUCCUAUCUGAUGACCGCCAGUAUAACAAAUCUUAAGGAAUUCCUUGCAAGAUAAUCAAACAUCUUUAAUUGCAUAUUAAAGGUUAUUAAAAGUUUUUCUUUUUCAUCUGGUUAAAAAUCCCUGAACAUAGUAUUUUAACUGUUCCGUCCUUUUAUUAAUGUUUGCCGAUCAAUUUCUUACUGUAUUUUUUCUUAAACCACUGUUAACCAGUUUCCUGUUGCAGUGUUCUGUUUAUGUAUUAGAAGCUGCAUCACAGGUGUAUUGAUUUAUGUAUUAAUGGAAACUUAAUAUAUAGAAAGAUAAUAAAGAUGUUCUUGUAGA